This is a messenger RNA of Cajanus cajan (pigeon pea), 2060 nucleotides long. RefSeq lists its product as hypothetical. Lineage: Eukaryota; Viridiplantae; Streptophyta; Magnoliopsida; Fabales; Fabaceae. The record is from RefSeq and is a predicted model, not a curated record.
AUAAACCACAUUUAUUGCCACAACACAAAAACAUUACUCAAUCUCCUUGUUCUAGAAAAACUCCACAUGAUGGGUAACCAAUCCUCUUCAAACAAGAUAGAAACUCUUCCCAUCGACACCAAAUUUAAGCUUCCUGCAAAUAUACCAGUUUGGCCACAAGGUGGUGGAUUUGCUACUGGAACCAUCAAAAUAGGAGACCUAAAACUGAUUCAAAUUUCAUCAUUCAACAAAAUUUGGACAACCUUAGAAGGUGGACCAGGAAACAAAGGUGCAUCUUUCUUUGAGCCGGCAGGAAUACCAGAAGGGUUCUUCACAUUAGGGCACUACAGCCAACCCAACAACAACCCUCUUUUUGGGUGGGUUCUGGUGGCAAAAGAUGACUCAUCAUCAUCAUCAAGUGAAAAUGGUGCUUUAAAGAAACCAAAUGAUUACACACUAGUGUGGAGCAGCAAGUCACAAAAGAUAAAACAAGACAAAGAUGGAUACAUUUGGCUACCAACAGCACCUGAAGGAUACAAGGCCUUAGGCCAUGUUGUCACCACCACACCUGAUAAGCCUCCACUUGACAAAAUCAGGUGUGUUAGGUCAGAUCUCACAGACCAGUGUGAGACUCACUCAUGGAUUUGGGGACCAAGCAAGAGCAGUGAUGACAAAGGUUUCAAUGUUAAUGAAGUGAGACCUAGCAAUAGGGGCAUUCAAGCCCCUGGUGUUCUUGUGGGAACUUUUUUGGCACAUAAUGGUGAAACUCCUUCCCCUCUCCCUAUUGCUUGUUUGAAGAACACCAACAUGGAUUUCUCCUCAAUGCCUAAUUUGCCCCAAGUUGAGGCACUCCUCAAAGCCUACUCUCCUUUCAUGUACUUGCACAAUGAGGAAAAGUACCAACCUGCUUCUACCAAGUGGUAUUUCACAAAUGGGGCAUUGCUUUACAAGAAAGGUGAAGAGUCCAAACCUGUGGGAGUAGAACCUAAUGGGUCUAACCUUCCUCAGGGUGGAAACAAUGAUGGUGAGUAUUGGUUGGACCUACCUCUUGACAAAGCUAACCAAAAGAAAGUCAAGAAAGGGGAUUACAAGAGUUGCCAAGCCUAUGUUCAUGCAAAACCCAUGUUUGGUGGAAUUUUCACUGACCUUGCCAUGUGGGUUUUUUAUCCAUUCAAUGGGCCUGGGACAGCCAGAGUUGGGGUCAUAGAUAUCCCAUUAGGAGAAAUAGGAGAACACAUUGGAGAUUGGGAACAUUUGACACUAAGGGUGAGCAAUUUCAAUGGAGAAUUAAAGAAGGUGUAUAUGUCCCAACAUAGUGGUGGUAAAUGGGUUGAGGCUCCUCAACUUGAGUUCCAAAGUGGGAACAAAUCAGUGGCUUAUUCCUCCUUAAAUGGCCAUGCCAUUUACCCAAAAGCAGGAGUUGUGAUGCAAGGCCUUGAUGGGAUUGGAUUAAAGAAUGAAACUUCCAACAAAAGUGAUAUGGUGAUUGACAUGGGGGUGGGAUUUGAAAUUGUUGCUGGUGAUUAUUUGGGGUCACAAAUUGUGGAACCACCAUGGAUCAACUAUUUAAGGCAAUGGGGUCCAAAAAUUACCUAUGAUGUUGCAAAGGAGUUGGACAAGUUAGAGAAGGUUUUCCCUGCUUUGCAAGAGCUUGAAGAAGUUUUGCCAAAUGAGUUGUUGGGAGAGGAGGGACCCACAGGACCUAAGCUCAAAAGAAAUUGGAGUGGUGAUGAAAUUGAAUCCAAAGACUAAGACUUGGUGGCAUUAUUCACACCAAGCAUUGAAAAACUAGACUUUAGUUCUGGUAUUGGUUGCUUGUAAUCUUCUGUAUUGUUUGUCUUCAUUAUUUGCAAGGUUCACAAACAUGUGUUACUAUAUAAUAACCGACAAAGUUUAUCAUUGUUGUAUUUGCAUGCCAGCUUGUUCAGUUGUUCCACCACAACAUUAAAACCCACGUGAUAUUAAUUUUUCUUCACAUAGGUAGAAGACAAGAAAAUGGAUAAGAUUUUUGUGUACAGUUGUCUUAUAAUGUCGGUGCCAGUUGGUGCGUGCAAAUUUAUUAAAUCAAUGUUAAGAAUGUA